Messenger RNA from Durusdinium trenchii, 2304 nucleotides. The record is from the annotation of a GenBank genome assembly. NCBI's taxonomy places the organism in Eukaryota, Dinophyceae, Suessiales, Symbiodiniaceae.
AUGAGGAUUUUGAUCAAAGGUGGUGUGUGGAAGAACUCUGAGGAUGAAGUGCUCAAAGCGGCUGUGAUGAAAUAUGGCCUCAACAACUGGCCACGUGUUGCCUCUCUAUUGGCCCGAAAAAGCCCCAAGCAGUGCAAGUCCAGAUGGUAUGAGUGGCUCGAUCCCAGUGUCAAAAAGACUGAGUGGACCCGUGAGGAGGAAGAGAAGCUGCUACACCUCGCGAAGCUUUUUCCCACCCAGUGGCGCACCAUCGCCCCGAUUGUGGGCCGCACAGCUUAUCAAUGCCUGGAGCACUAUGAGAAGCUCCUUGAUCAGGCCCAGGGGAAGGAUGAAAUGGAUGAAAACGAUCCGCGGCGCUUGAAGCCGGGUGAAAUUGAUCCACAUCCGGAGACAAAGCCUGCUAGAGCCGACCCGAUCGAUAUGGAUGAGGAUGAGAAAGAGAUGUUGUCCGAGGCACGUGCGAGGUUGGCCAACACUCGCGGCAAGAAAGCCAAACGAAAGGCCCGGGAGAAGCAGCUUGAAGAGGCAAGGCGCUUGGCAGCGCUGCAGAAGCGGCGUGAGUUGAAAGCUGCAGGCAUUUCCACAGCCAGGAGGUACAAAUCCCGGAAGUUUAUUGACUACGGGGAGGAGGUGCCCUUUGAGGCGCAGCCACCAGUCGGCUUCCAUGAGGUUGGCCCAGAAGAGACGCCCAGGGUGUCCAUGGGUUUGGCCAAUGUCCGGCUUCAGGCCAUUGAGAAUCGCAGCCGUUUGGAUGAUGAAAAGCGCCGUCGCAAGGAUGAUGAGCGCAAGUUGAAGCGCCUCAAGGACGAGAAUCUGCCAGAGGCGAUCGAAAUGAUCAACAAGCUGAAUGACCCUCAGCAGUUGCGCAAGCGCACCGCGCUGAACCUACCAGCCCCACAGCUCAAUGAUGAGGAGUUGGAAGCCAUUGUGAAGAUGGGAGCUGAUGCGGCUGCUUUGCAGGCGGAGAGUGCAGAUAGCUCCACUGCAGGGCUUGUCCAGAGCUAUGGUGACACACCUGGCUCAACACCAGUGAGGACACCAAGACGUCCAGAUCCAGUGCUGCUGGAAGCGUCGGUGCAAGCAGGUGUGACGCCCCGACCUGAGCCGGGCGCUGGCGGUGCCACACCCGGAGCAACUCCAGGUGCCACGCCCGGUGCGACGCCAGGACCACUCACGCCCAACCCCCUGCUGAACGCAACUCCUCACUUGAGAGGAGGUGGCGCUACACCCGGGCCGGGUUCAACCCCGGGGCCAGGGGCAACUCCAAAGUCCCUGCGUGAUGGCUUGGCCUUGAACCAGGAAGAGCUUGACCAGAUGCCCGAGAAGCUCCGGAAGGCCAACCAGCGGAUGCAGAUGCAAGCAGCCUUGGGAACCUUGCCAGCCCCAAUGAAUGAGGUAGAGAUCUCCAUGCCUGAACUCAUGGAAGAGGAGGCCGAUACACAAGCUCCUUUGGAGGAGGACCAAGCCGAUGCCGACAAGCGUCGUGAGAAGGAAGAGCUUCGACGUUUAGAGAUUGAGCGGCAGAAGCAAAGUCAGCCGGUGAAGAUGGGUUUGCCUCGACCAGUCCAGACGUCGAUGAUGAUUUUUGAGAGCUCCGCAUCACAGGCGACUGGUGAGGCUUUGUCAGGCCCGCAGCACUUGUUGCAACAGGCUGAAGGGAUGCUCCACGAGGAGAUGGCGAACAUGAUCACGCGUGAUGCGGUUCUGUUCCCUGUGAAGGGUGCCAAACCUCCAAAGAAGGCACCCGCAGAGAUGGAUGUAAGCUUGGAAGAGCUACAGUCAGCUGCUGCGAUGCUUGAGGAGGAGCUUCAUGCCUUCUCUCAGGCUUCAGGAGGUGAUAUCAGUGCAGAAGCAGCUGUUCAGGCCGCCUUCGAAGAGGGUCUGGUGAAGCAAUUUGUGUUUUUGCCAUCGGCCAAGCGCUUCAUGGAUUCCAGGGUCAUGGGGAAGAAGGAGCGCACCGAGGCGGCCAAGCACCAGUUUGAGAUGCUGGAUGCCAAUCAACAGAAAGAGCUGAAGAGGGUGAAGAAGCUAGAGGAAAAGAUGGAAAGAUUGCUGGGAGGUUAUACCACAAAGUCCAGACAGACUUUGCAGCACAUCCGGAAGCUCUCGGAGGAGCGAGAGACGGUAGCCAUUGAAACGGAGGUCUUUGAGACCUUGAGGUGCAGAGAGGAGAAGGCCAUCCAGACCCGUGUCGAGGAGUUACAGGAACUGGUGGACCGUGAGAAGAAUCGGAACAAGAAGCUUCAGAACCGCUACAGGGAAGCUCAGAAGGCGGUGGAUCUCCUCAAUGGCAAGCUGCAGUGA